Messenger RNA from Labrus bergylta (ballan wrasse), 4250 nucleotides. RefSeq names its product protein phosphatase 2, regulatory subunit B, gamma a (gene ppp2r2ca). Gene Ontology annotation, molecular function: protein binding; protein phosphatase regulator activity. The record is from RefSeq and is a predicted model, not a curated record. NCBI's taxonomy places the organism in Eukaryota, Metazoa, Chordata, Actinopteri, Labriformes, Labridae. Gene Ontology annotation, cellular component: cytosol; protein phosphatase type 2A complex.
AUCAGUUCCACAGCAUCAGCAGCCAGCAGACCUCCAUCCUCCUCGCUGUCCCUCUCUCCUUCUCUUUUUUUCUCCUCCUUCUCACCGCCACCACCACCACCACCACCCUCGCUCUGUCUUCUCUCUCUCUCUCUCUCUCUCUCUCUCUAUCCCUCCUCUUCUUCUCCUCUCCGUUCCGACAGACAGGGAGGAAUAGCAGCAGCAGCAGCAGCAGCACGGGCAGCAGGCGGACUGCCGUUGCACCCUCUCUCUCUGCCUCAUAUCUUCCACCUCUUCACCUUCCACUUCGCUGCAUUUACCCUCUCACUUCUUAUCUUCCUCCCCCCCCCCCCUCUCUCCCUGUCCAUUCCUGUCUCCAUCUCCUCUUCACAACCUCUCUACCCCUCCUGCCUUCUUACCUUUCUUCCAUCCUUCCGGCUGGCUGGUUUUCCCAGGAUGCCUUGUUCCAGGCCGCUCCGCUAGGCCCGAGCAGCAUGGGCGGAGCCUGGGUGGGGAGAGAGAGCACGGAUUGGACCCUUCCCAUCAGGACGGGCGCGCUGGCGGGUCACCCUCCCUCGGCUUCAGAUGGGCGAGGACGCUGAGAGCCCCAAAAUCAACCACACCUUCCUUCGAGACUACGUCACUGAAGCUGAUGUCAUCUCUACGGUGGAGUUCAACCAGACAGGGGACCUGCUGGCCACAGGGGAUAAAGGUGGCCGAGUGGUCAUCUUUCAGAGAGAGACCGAGUCUAAAGGAGAGUUGGAGGACGUAGGGGAGACACUGGACUCGGGGGAGUAUAAUGUCUACAGCACGUUCCAGAGCCACGAGCCGGACUUUGACUACCUGAAAAGUCUAGAAAUCGAGGAGAAAAUCAACAAGAUCCGAUGGCUGUCACAGCAGAAUGCAGCACACUUCCUCCUCUCCACCAAUGAUAAGACCAUCAAACUGUGGAAGGUGAGCGAGCGAGACAAGAGGCCAGAGGGAUACAACCUGAAAGAUGAGGAGGGACGGCUCAAGGACAUCUCUACCAUCACCUCUCUGCAGGUGCCGGUGUUGAGACCCACAGAUCUGAUGGUAGAGGUUCGACCCAGACGAGUGUUCUCCAAUGGACACACCUACCAUGUCAACUCCAUCUCUGUCAACAGUGACGGGGAGACCUACCUGUCUGCGGAUGAUCUCCGCAUCAAUUUGUGGCACCUGGGCAUCACAGAUCGCAGCUUCAACAUUGUGGACAUCAAACCAGCCAACAUGGAGGAUCUGACGGAGGUGAUAACAUCAGCGGAGUUCCACCCGCACCACUGUCACCUGUUUGUGUACAGCAGCAGCAAAGGCACCCUGCGCCUCUGCGACAUGAGGGCGUCCGCGCUCUGUGACAGACACACCAAACUGUUUGAGGAACCUGAGGAUCCAGGGAGCCGCUCUUUCUUCUCAGAGAUCAUUUCCUCCGUGUCGGACGUCAAGUUCAGCCACAGUGGACGCUACCUGCUGACCAGAGACUACCUCACCGCCAAGGUGUGGGACCUGCACAUGGACAAAGGCCCAGUAGAGACGUUCCAGGUCCAUGAAUACCUGAGGAGCAAGCUGUGUUCCCUCUAUGAAACCGACUGCAUCUUUGACAAGUUUGAGUGUGUUUGGAACAGCUCAGACAGCGUGAUCAUGACAGGCACGUACAACAGCUUCUUCCGCAUGUUCGACCGGGAGACGGGGCGUGGCGUGACUCUGGAAGCGUGGCGAGAAAGCAGCAAACCUCGGGCCGUGCUGCGGACCCGGCGCGUGUACACGGGGGGCAAGCGUCGACGGGGAGACGUGGGCGUAGAUAGCCUGGACUUCACCAAGAAGAUCCUGCACAUGGCCUGGCACCCGGCUGAGAAUAUCAUCGCCAUAGCAGCCACUAACAACCUGUACAUCUUUCAGGACCGCGUCAACCCUGACACACAGGGCCAGUGACGGGGGACAAGAUGAACGACAGUGGCAGAGACACCAACCCAAAUAGAUUUGGUUGUUUUAGGGGUGACAUGGUGAUAUCUGACAACCUUCAAAACAUGUCAUCGUUGAUAUUAAUCGGAUUGUUGAUAAAAAAAUGACGGUAAUAUUCUUUUUUUAUCCCCAAGGAAGGUUUUAAAUGAUUUUUGUUCAACACCGAGGUGAACUCUUGUCUCCGGCACCCAUCAGGACAUUAUUUUUUUCUUCCUAUCUCUCCCUCUUUUUUGAAGAUGUUUGUGUAACUGCUCCAUUGUAGGGGCAGGAAAAAGAGGUGCGGGGACACCUCUCUCCUUUCUGCUUUGACAUCCACACCACGCUGCACACCUUUUCACCGAUGUAGUCGGAUACAUUUUGACACAAAAAAAAAGGGAACACAAGUGUUGGGUAGCAACAAAGAAAGACCUUGACAUGGUGACACGGCGUAUUCCCAACGACUUUGUCAGACAGUUCAUCCAAAUCAAAGCAUUUUUUCACUACUGUGGAGCAUUAUGAGCGAUGUUAUUGUACAGCUUUUCACAACAACAUCCUCAACCUUUUUGUUUUUUGUUCAUCCAUCAGCUGCUAACAGCUGCUGAACCUCUCCUUUGGAGCAGUGCUCUUGGAGAUUGCACGCAUAACUGACCCCCCCCCCCAUCUUUUCCCCCGUUCACUUUGCAAUAACAGCACUAAGAAAACACCGUGCAGCAGUUUUCCUGCUUUCAGACAUGAGCUCUUCUUCUACUACAGGUAUACAUACACUCUUUUUACUGCUAGCUGUAAAUAUUCUGUGUUUUUUUUUAAUAAGGUACCAUUUUUUGGUUCCGGAGAGAUACAAAAAAAAAGAGGUGAAGAUGGAGUUGUAGUCAGUACACUGCAGGACAUCCUGCAAGAAAGAUGGUAAAAAUGAGCGCUAUGCUAGAAACCGGUUCGACUGAGUGUUUAUUUCUUGUAGCGGUACUUUGGUAUUGCUGGUUACAGAAAGGGAGGAACGACUUGUGCACAAACCAACAUGUACUGAUUUGUUGUGUGUGUCCAUUGAGUUUGGAUCUUUUGUAUCAAUGCUUUUAUUUGUCUUAACGUGUGCAUACCAACAUUGUGCAUUACUGAAAAGAAAAAGCAACAGCGUGUUCAUGUCGACCUCGUUUGGAAAUGCUCAAAUUGGGGCUGAUAGGAGAUUCAAUCAAACACAAACAAAGUCAACUCUAAGUGUUAUGCUGAUUCAAAAUGAGCUGCGGUUAUUUCAUAAUGCAUAAGCACUUUUUGAGGAUGCAUAUUACAAUCAAAAUGUUGAAUUUGAAGCACAUCGUUCCUUCGUGAGCCCCAACAAAUUGUUUUGAUGAGUGAGCUUGUGUGCAGUGUAUUUGAAGGUUAUCGUCAGUGCAAUAUCUCAUCAUGUACGUCGCUGAAAUGUCUUGAACAUAACAAUAAUGUCAUUAACAUUUAUCAUACCACAAGUUCUAAAUGUCAUAUACCGUAUACCUCACAUUGACACGUGCUACUAUGGGCUGCAACACUAGGAACUUAGGAUGUACGGUACAGCAGUGAGGUUAUGUGACCUGGUCCAGAUUUGAUUGUUUGCAGCUAAGUGCAUCGUUUUUUAAGUGACCUUGGCCCUAAUGGGAUUUUUUGAAGUGAGGUCUGGAGGUGUAGUGACGCAAGUGGAGCAAGAAAAUACUUGCAAAGAGGUAGAAAUGAGCGCCCUUUGCAUAUUUUCCCCCAAAACAUGCAAGUACAGUAUUCUUAAUUUAUCCACUAAAGUAUCAAGGAAGAAAAUGUUAAGUAUAUGUCCCACUUGUCUGCUCUCCACUUUCACCUCCUUUGAUUUCAAAAUCCACAUUCAGAGACAUUUAUGUUGCGGCCUUUUGGGCUAGUUUGUACUCUCAUAGAAACAGCUGCUAUGUCUCGGUCUUCAUUGUCCACCAGUGGUGUUUAAAUGCAAACACAGUCUCGCACUGAUUUGUUUAACAAAGUGCACAAAUCAGCAAGAAAACCAAAACAAAGACUGGUUUACAUAGUGAUAGUCCCCCUGAAGAUUGAUAUCAUUUCCAGGGCUCAGCUGUAGUUUAGAGCAGGUCAGUCGUUAUUGAGUCAUAACCACCACUACCACCACCAACACCACAAACAAGCAGUGGGAGGAUUUGUGUUCAGGAGCACAGCAGCAGCAUGUCGCCAUUACUCAAAGCUACUAGCGUGUAUAUCUAUCAUACUUUAAAAAAAGACAAAUCUAACAAUACAAAAAACAUUACUAUAAUGAGGUGAAUGAAAGGAAUGUGCAUUAAUAAAAUGUGAAAUCUGUCAAAAAAAAAACA